AGGGGGCCAAAAGGAAAAGCCACCGUCCUCUACGAUAUCGCCCAAAAACCUGCCAGAUCGUGCCGUCGUGGGGAGGGCGGGCUGCCGGCCGCCGCUGCUGCUCACGGAACGGAACCUCCACGGCGCAUCUUAGGAAGACGGGAACCCCCUACUCGUCCUCCCCCUCGAUAGUUAACCGACACAUAUAUCGACCGCCAUGGCGGCCGCCUCCAAGCUCGGCCGUCGCGCCGUGGCGGGCACUGCAGGGCGGCUCCCGCUUCCAGAAGCGCGCCUCCGCCUCGGCCUCUAGGAUGGUGUAGGGGCCAGGGGAGAGGGGGAGUGUGUGUGUGUGUGUGUGUGUGUGUAGAGGGGUGAAAUGGGGGCGAUUGGCGGGGAUGAGGUGGUGCAGUGGGACAAGAUGGACGGAGGUGAGGUGGUCAAUGGCGGCGGCGGCGGCGGUGUGGGGAAGCUGGAGAGGAUACUGGUGUCAGUGAGGCUGAGGCCUCUCAGCGACAAGGAGAUUGCGAGAGGGGAUCCGUCGGAGUGGGAGUGCAUCAAUGACACUACCAUAAUCUCCCGGAGCACCUUCCCUGACAGGCCAUCGGCUCCGACUGCAUACUCCUUCGAUAGGGUAUUCCGCUCUGACUGCGAUACGAACGAAGUAUACAAGCAAGGGGCCAAGGAGGUUGCCCUCUCUGUAGUUAGUGGCAUUAACUCGAGUAUUUUUGCAUAUGGUCAAACAAGUAGUGGAAAGACAUACACCAUGACUGGCAUAACUGAAUAUACGGUAGCAGAUAUUUAUGAUUACAUUGGCAAGCAUGAGGAGAGAGCAUUUGUCUUGAAAUUUUCAGCAAUAGAAAUAUAUAAUGAAGUUGUAAGGGAUCUGCUAAGUGCAGAAAACACUCCUCUUAGACUUUGGGAUGAUGCAGAGAAAGGAACCUAUGUAGAAAACCUCACAGAGGUUGUAUUGAGGGACUGGAACCAUCUCAAGGAGCUUAUUUCUGUAUGUGAAGCUCAAAGGAAAACCGGGGAGACAUACUUAAAUGAAAACAGCUCCAGAUCGCAUCAAAUACUUAAACUGACAAUAGAAAGUUCUGCUCGUGAGUUCUUGGGUAAGGAUAAAUCAACUACACUUGUGGCUAGUGUGAAUUUUGUUGAUUUAGCAGGAAGUGAACGUGCAUCUCAGGCAUUAUCAGCUGGUGCUAGGCUGAAAGAAGGCUGUCAUAUUAAUAGAAGUUUACUUACCCUAGGAACUGUCAUUCGGAAACUAAGCAAAGUAAGAAAUGGGCACAUACCAUACAGAGAUUCAAAGCUCACACGCAUACUGCAACCUUCUCUGGGUGGUAAUGCAAGAACUGCAAUUAUUUGUACAAUGAGUCCUGCCCGUAGCCAUAUGGAACAAUCGAGAAACACUCUGCUAUUUGCAAGUUGUGCAAAGGAAGUAGUUACAAAUGCCCAGGUUAAUGUAGUCAUGUCCGAUAAAGCACUAGUUAAGCAAUUGCAAAAAGAGCUUGCUAGGUUGGAGAGUGAAUUGCGAUGUCCAGCUUCCUAUUCUAGUCUUGAAUCAUUGGUGAAGGAAAAGGAUAACCAAAUCCGGAAGAUGGAGAAAGAAAUUAAGGAAUUGAAGUUACAGCGUGAUUUAGCUCAGUCCAGGCUUCAGGAUUUGCUUCAGGUUGUUGGAGAUAACCAUGUCCAUGUUUCAAAGCAGUCCUCGGUUUCUGGGAGGAACUUUACCUUCGAUGUUCCACAGACGUGUGAAGAUGAGCAAUCAACAACUGAGUCAUCAGAAGUUGUUGACAGUGUCCAAAAUUUUAGGUUUCAAGGCCGGCGAGUGGCACAGAGGGAACAUAAGCCUCAGCAGGCUGAAAAUAAUGUGCAGUUUACUACCCCAUCUAGGUACUCAGUCAGCAGUCCUCCGUUCAGUGGGAUGCUCCCAACUAACAGAAGUGAUCAUCUCUCACAGAUCUCUAAUGAAGAUUCAGAUGAUAUCUGCAAAGAAGUACGGUGUAUAGAAACCAAUGAAACAGGAGGAAAUGAAUGUUUGGAAUCGUCGGCUGUGGGGAGCAAUAGUUUGCAAGACCCAAAUGCAGGUUCUAGUAUGCAUAUCAACAAUGAUUCAAAUUCAUCUAUGAAUUCUAGGCUUCGUGAUGAAUCUCCAGUUACCCUUGAGCAGCAUUUGGAAAAUGUCAGAAAACCUUUUGCCAAUAUUGUAAAAGAUCUGGGAUCUUCAACACGUAAUUCGUCAAGCUCUAAAGUACUUGGUAGGAGCAGGAGCUGUAGGUCUCUUACUGGAUCUAGUUUGUUUGAAGAUUUGGAGAAGGACGAUUGCACCCCACCAAACAGAAGUUUCAUAGAUUUCGCUGGGAGACCUCAAAAUUGUCAAAGAAGGGGAUCUGCACUGAACUAUGAUGCAGAGAGCGAGACCCUAUCAAGGGCAGGGUCAAUGCUUUCUGAAAUUACUACCACGAGGGAUGGACUGAAGGCUAACAGUUCUGUUGCAGGCGACACAGAAUUUACUGGCAUAGGUGAAUUUGUUGCUGAACUGAAAGAAAUGGCACAGGUUCAGUAUCAGAAGCAACUUGGUCAUAGUGGAAAUGGAGACUUGGCAGAAGGAACCAUCAGGAGUGUAGGACUGGAUCCGAUUACAGAUGCCCUACAGUCACCUUCACGGUGGCCCCUGGAAUUCGAGAAGAAGCAACAAGAGAUUAUUGACUUUUGGCAUGCAUGCAAUGUUUCUUUGGUCCAUAGGACCUAUUUUUUCUUGCUAUUCAAAGGAGACCCAGCUGAUUCCAUUUACAUGGAAGUGGAACUUAGGAGGCUAUCAUUUCUUAAAGAUACCUACUCCAAUGGAGCGAUAGCUAGUAUCCCGAAUACUUCUCUAGUUUCAAGUGCGAAGAAGUUGCAGCGCGAAAGGGAGAUGCUCUGCAGGCAGAUGCAAAGACGGCUCUCAAUCGAGGAACGAGAGAGCAUGUACACCAAAUGGGGGGUUUCACUUGCCUCCAAGAGGAGAAGGCUACAGGUUGCUCGUUGCCUUUGGACCGAAACCAAAGACCUGGAGCAUGUCAGGGAGAGUGCAUCCCUUGUUGCCAGACUGAUCGGACUCCUUGAGCCAGGGAAGGCCCUGAGAGAGAUGUUUGGGUUAAGUUUUGCGCCGCAGCAGUUCACUCGGAGAUCCUACAAUAGCUGGAGAUAUGGGCGCUCUUCUCUGAACUGAUUGAACCUACAAGAUGCUACUGACGGAAGGGGGCUUUCCAGUUUUCCCAUUUUGUUUUGUUUUGCUUUUAGGUCCUUUGUCAUGCACUUCUGUAUGAUAGAUGUAACUCAUUUGCUAUUUUUUAUUGGACGAUCAGUAGGGUCGAUCUUAUACAAAAGGAGUUCUAUAUCACCUGAAUUGCAAGGUUAAAAUGUAUGUUCAACUAACACGAAAGACUUCCGAAUGUUAACAGCCACUCAGCAUUCAGAAGUAGCCAUUCAGCGA
Molecule: messenger RNA, 3457 nt
Organism: Oryza sativa Japonica Group (Japanese rice)
Lineage: Eukaryota; Viridiplantae; Streptophyta; Magnoliopsida; Poales; Poaceae
Source: RefSeq, a predicted model, not a curated record